Messenger RNA from Alternaria burnsii, 1995 nucleotides. RefSeq lists its product as uncharacterized. Gene Ontology annotation, cellular component: nucleus. The transcript has 9 exons. Gene Ontology annotation, molecular function: RNA polymerase II cis-regulatory region sequence-specific DNA binding; DNA-binding transcription factor activity, RNA polymerase II-specific; zinc ion binding. Bases 1 to 1995 code for a protein of 664 amino acids. NCBI's taxonomy places the organism in Eukaryota, Fungi, Ascomycota, Dothideomycetes, Pleosporales, Pleosporaceae. The record is from RefSeq and is a predicted model, not a curated record. Gene Ontology annotation, biological process: positive regulation of transcription from RNA polymerase II promoter by galactose; DNA-templated transcription.
AUGCACAUAUGCAAACACAACAACUCUGACGAAAAACUCUGCAUCUACAAAGUCUGGUAUCGCCUAAAAUAUAUCGAAGGGCUUGAGUCACGUUUGACUGUGCUUGAACGAUCUCUUGCGGAAGUCUCAGGCAAAGUCUCUCGUAUCGAGUCUCUGAGUGCAAAUGAUAGCCUGCCUCGACAGCAGUCGCCAGAAACUAUACACAUCACCGACCUUCAAGAUGAGGAUGGUACAACAGUCGAAUCACACGAUCCUACCGAUGGUAUUGGGUCGAUUUCUUUCACGAAAGAAGAAGAAUCAGGUUACUUUGGGCCCUCAUCCAACAUAGCUUUUACGCGUCAGAUCGUGCGGUCCACAACGGAAGUUCUGAAGUCCAUUUCCUCCACAGCAAGUCCAGUUUCUCCUAGCGCGGCAGCGCUUCAAAGUCAUGUGCUUCAUGUUUCCCGACCAACAUCCCCCCCUUCAAGAAACUUCGGCACGGAAUCGAAUCUAGUCCCUGCUGGCACUGAACCCUUCGUACUCCCGCCAGAGAAUGAAACCAUGCAGAUGAUAGAAACCUACUUUAGCACGACCGGUGAGCUGUUUCCGUACAUUGACAAGGAGGCCUUUCUGCAGCAAUAUCACGAGCUCGCUUCAUCCAACAUUCGUACGUGCCAGUCACGGCGUCUCUUCGGCAACCGAACGAACGGCUAUCUCGGAUAUUUUCUUUCGGCGAACCAUGACUCUCUGCGAGAAGCAGAUUCGCCAUGGGACGAACUUGGAAUGCAGCUGUUGCUCCUCAUGAGCCAGUAUCUACAGGGUUCUGAACGAUCUAUCGAAACCUGGAACAUACACGGGCUUGCCGUCAAGGCUGCAUAUCAACUCGGCCUCCAUUCUUCAGAUGCGAUGCUGAACCAUUCAGCCGUUGAAGCUGAGAUCCGCAAGAGAACAUGGUUCGGAUGCAUAAUAUUGGAUCGCACCUUGAGUAUGACUAUGGGUCGUCCAACAUCUAUCCCCGAUAGCUUUGUAAAGUUGAGCCUCCCGUGUUCGUUAAGGAGCAUUUGUCCCAGCUCUACUAUCCUUGACCAAAGUGAGAACGACGAUGAUAGUACUGUAUUCUAUACUGCGACAAUAACUCUAUACAAGAUAUUAGGAGAGGUCAUUGAGGUCUUGUAUGAGAAUAACCUGGGCUGUGAGGCCUCCGUGAAUCUGUUCGGUAUCGCUUCGUCACUGCUGCAAUUUGAGCAAAAGUACAUAGGCUGGCAGCAUUCUUUACCUGCCAGUUUCUCGCUGAUCGUACCGGGAGCUCAACUGCUCGAUGGAAGAGGCGAGCUCAACCUAAGGUUCCGGCUCAUUCUUACGCUGCGCUUCUUGAACGUACGCAUCUUGACGCAUCGACCAAUGCUCUCGAAGUAUCUUGAACUUAUCGCCAAUCCACACUCAGAUAUGCAGCAAAUGGCCAUUUUAAAACAGAUUGGGGCAAACAGUAUGCGCAUUUGUAUAAAUUCAGCAGUCGAAGUGAUCAAACUCGUGCGAGAAGUCCUAGCUCCCGAAGAGCCACGUUCCCACCUACUUGGCGCCUGGUGGUUCUCGCUGUACUACACGUUCAAUGCUUCUCUUGUCAUUUAUUCUGCCCUGCUCAUAAUACACCAAAUGCAGGCUCGCCAGCUUUCCCUCGAUCUUGAUGACACCGGCAUAUCGAUGGACUCCCUCAACAAAGCCAUUGAAUGCUUGUCUCUAGUGGACGAAGGGAGCAGGAUGACGGAGAAAUGCGUCCGAUACAUCACUGCGCUUGCGAACACGCUUUCUACAAUCUACGUGCCGGAGAGACCAUUGGAUGUAGACUCCGAUAAUCUCGCAACCAACCCGUCUACAGCAUUCUCCACGCGCCAAGCACCAAUCAAUUUCGCUCCGCACGAGAUACCCGAUUUCUACGAUUCGACCGACUUGCACAUAGGUAUGACCCUAGACGACUUGAUUUACACUUCAGAGUUCAACUUGAUGCCUACAAAUUAG